Molecule: messenger RNA, 1129 nt
Organism: Oncorhynchus keta (chum salmon)
Lineage: Eukaryota; Metazoa; Chordata; Actinopteri; Salmoniformes; Salmonidae
Product: proteasome subunit alpha type-3-like
Exons: 10
Coding region: 149-916 (255 amino acids)
Biological process (GO): ubiquitin-dependent protein catabolic process
Cellular component (GO): proteasome core complex; synapse; nucleus
Source: RefSeq, a predicted model, not a curated record
AUUACACUCCACCACAGGAGGUGGCAGUAUUUUUGCAUGUUCAGUGCGGCUGCUGUUGUACGUAAAAUCAUUUUCUUGUUGGUUGGUGAAUGACUGGGAUGUGCUGAAACACAUCAGACGGAGUUGUUAUAAAGGAGUUUUUAACACAAUGAGUUCAAUAGGAACUGGGUAUGACUUGUCUGCCUCCACCUUUUCACCUGAUGGAAGGGUAUUCCAGGUGGAAUAUGCCAUGAAGGCAGUAGAAAACAGCAGCACAGCAAUUGGGAUCCGAUGCAAGGAUGGGGUUGUGUUCGGUGUUGAGAAAUUGAUUCUCUCCAAACUUUAUGAACAAGGCUCAAACAAGCGCAUCUUCAAUGUUGACCGUCACGUAGGAAUGGCAGUGGCUGGACUACUGGCUGAUGCUCGAUCCCUGUCUGAGGUGGCCAGAGAGGAGGCCUCCAACUUCAGAUCCAACUAUGGACACAACAUCCCACUGAAGUAUCUCUCAGAGAGAGUGGCCAUGUACGUUCAUGCCUACACACUAUACAGUGCCGUGCGGCCGUUUGGAUGCAGCUUCAUCUUGGGCUCUUACGAUCAAGAUGAUGGUCCUCAGCUGUACAUGGUUGAUCCCUCUGGAAUCUCAUUUGGUUACUGGGGAUGUGCUAUUGGAAAAGCCAAGCAAGCCGCCAAGACAGAAAUCGAAAAGCUUCAGAUGAAAGACAUGACCUGCAGGGAGUUGGUAAAAGAGGUGGCCAAAAUAAUCUACAUUGUACACGAUGAAGUGAAAGACAAAGCGUUCGAGUUGGAACUCAGCUGGGUUGGAGAAGUGACAAAUGGAAAGCACGAGCUGGUUCCUAAAGACAUCAGGGUGGAGGCAGAGAAGUAUGCUAAGGAUUCUUUGGAGGAGGAGGAUGACUCUGAAGAAGACAACAUGUAAACUCAAUUCUGCGGUUUCUUCACUUGUCACACACACCUACUGACAGGACAGCUCUACAAGAAACAGACGGAAAUGAUUUUGUAUGUGUUGUAGAUAAUGGACCAUUCAUGUAAUUUCUUUCCUAUUUGGUUUGAUGGAUUACACAGCUUUGAAAUAAGUGGAUGAGCACUGUUUAUACUAAAAGCAUCUUUGACCAUUAAAAGAAAGGGUCUG